AUGCAUCACGACAAGACUGCGCUUGUUCUUGGAUCGACUGGUGCUGUCGGCAAAGCAUUAGUAAAGGACCUACUAUUCAAUGGCGACUAUCAAAAAGUUAUCACUGUAGGCCGUCGUCCUGUGGAACUUGAUUCAAAUAUCCCUCAAGAUAAGCUCGAACAAAAAACGGUUGACUUUGACAAGCUCGAAGAACAUCGUGAUAAGUUUAAGAACGUCAAUGAUGUAUUUUGUUGUCUCGGAACCACUCGCGCUGACGCUGGAAGCAGUGAGGCAUUCAAACGAAUUGACCAAGGUUACGUGCUUAACUCUGCAAAGAUCAUCGCGGAAGAGAACAAACCCGUGAGUGACAAUACAUCCACAUCCGUGCCAUCUUUAUCGCCGGUACAUUUUCUUUAUUGUUCGUCAGCUCAUUCAAACCCAAACUCGCCAUUUCUUUAUCCUCAAUCGAAAGGGCAGACGGAGCAAGGUAUUAUCAACACAGGAUUCCAACGUGUUUCUAUUUUCCAUCCUGGGUAUUUGGAAUUGGAAGAGCCACGGCCAAGAACACGAUUGCUCGAAACGACAUUUGGUAGUGUCAUUUCUCCGAUCAACCGGUUUUUCAACCUCCAUCUUGCGGUUCCUGUCACCCGUGUUGCUGAAGCCAUGCGUAAAGCUGCAGCAUCUGAUGUGUCAGCGGGACAAACUAGCUCCCUUGGUAAGGAAACGAUCGUAGAUAGAUACGUGAAUAAAGAAAUCGAGGAAAUGACUCUAUAG
Lichtheimia ornata is the source of this 753-nucleotide messenger RNA. RefSeq lists its product as uncharacterized. The transcript has 5 exons. Lineage: Eukaryota; Fungi; Mucoromycota; Mucoromycetes; Mucorales; Lichtheimiaceae. Gene Ontology annotation, biological process: import into nucleus. The record is from RefSeq and is a predicted model, not a curated record. The coding region runs from base 1 to 753 and encodes 250 amino acids. Gene Ontology annotation, cellular component: cytoplasm.